Messenger RNA from Oryza brachyantha (malo sina), 1696 nucleotides. Its product is annotated as probable inactive UDP-arabinopyranose mutase 2. Gene Ontology annotation, biological process: plant-type cell wall biogenesis; UDP-L-arabinose metabolic process. NCBI's taxonomy places the organism in Eukaryota, Viridiplantae, Streptophyta, Magnoliopsida, Poales, Poaceae. Bases 483 to 1526 code for a protein of 347 amino acids. Gene Ontology annotation, cellular component: Golgi apparatus; cytosol. Gene Ontology annotation, molecular function: UDP-arabinopyranose mutase activity. The record is from RefSeq and is a predicted model, not a curated record. The transcript has 3 exons.
AAAGAAGUCAGCGAUCCAUUCGCUGGCUCGGCUCGUCUCCUCCUCGAUUGCCUUGCCGGCAACCGGAGGCAGCGCGGCUGCGCGGGGGAGGCGAGGGAUCGAGGGCAACGCGCGCGCUUUGCGUGGCACGGAAGGGGAUAUAAAAGAGGGGGGGCGCGAGAUCCAGAUCUGGUUGCCGAUGCGCCCGCCCUCCCUGCUCUCCCUCACCCUCGACUCCGCGCUCCUCCGCAUCGCCCACCUCCCCGACCUCUCCCGCCUCCCCGACCACCUCCUCGUCGACCUCUUCCGCGUAGAGAACUAUAGCUGCUGGUAAGCUGACAGAAAAGGUCCUGAAGUUGUUCCUGGCAACCGAUUGCGAGGAAAUCACUUUGCUUGUUCAGUUGCUCAACAUUAAGCAGCCGCUUGUACCGGUCCUACCCACAAGGUGCUCUGAGAAGUUCUAGAACUGACACUGAUUAAGUCAAUUUUUAUUACCUGAGAAGAUGUCUUUGGAAAUUCUGGACAGUGAGGUUGACAUUGUGAUUGCAGCACUCCAGCCCAACCUGACCGCUUUCUUUGAGGCAUGGAGGCCAUUUUUCUCUCGGUUCCACAUCAUUGUUGUCAAAGAUCCAGAUUUGGCUGAGGAACUUCAAAUCCCUGCAGGUUUCGAUCUCAAACUUUAUACAAAGUCAGACAUGGGAAUUCUUGGAACCACAUCCAUCGACUUCUCUGGUCACUCAUGCCGUUACUUUGGGUACCUUGUCUCACGCAAGAAGUAUGUCAUCUCAAUUGAUGACAAUUGCCUUCCAGCAAAGGACAAUGGCGGGCUGACUGUUGAUGCUAUUGCACAGCAUAUGUCCAAUCUGAAGACACCUGCUACGCCUUUCUUUUUCAACACACUGUAUGAUCCAUUCCGCAAAGGGGCUGACUUUGUCCGUGGAUACCCAUUUAGUUUGCGUGAGGGGGUUGAGUGCAUGCUCUCUUGUGGGCUGUGGCUUCACAAUGCAGACUACGACCCAAUGACUCAUGUUGUGAAGAGAAGUCAACAUAACACAAAAUAUGUGGAUGCUGUGAUGACAGUUCCACUUGGUGCAAUGAUGCCUGUGAGCGGGAUAAAUGUUGCAUUCAACCGUGAGGUUCUUGGACCUGUAAUGUUCCCUGCUCUGCGGCUGCGCAAGGAAGGAAAGCACAGAUGGGAUACCCUUGAAGACGUUUGGAAUGGCUUGUGUGCUAAAGUAGUGUGUGACCGCUUAGGGUAUGGCAUGAAGACCGGUCUGCCCUAUGUGAUAAGAAGCGAUGCAGAAGCAGGUAAAGCUCUGGAGAGCUUGAAAGAAUGGGAAGGGGUGAAAGUCAUGGACGUUGUUCUUUCCUUCUUUGAAUCUCUGAAGCUAUCGAGCACUGCAGUUACAGUUGAAGACUGUGUUAAGGAACUAACCAGCAUUGUUAAGGAGAAUCUGGGACCGCAGAAUGCAAUCUUCGCCAAAGCUGCUGAUGCAAUGGAGGAAUGGACCAACCUCUGGAAGGCUCAUGGAGCUCAAAAUGCUUAGGCUGAAAUUUGGCGGUCUGUUAUAAGUAUAUCUGAUAUCUGAUUUCGUAUCCACUGUUUUUUAGUUGAAUAAACAACGCUCUUGUUUGCUGGGAAUUUGCUCGUUAGUCUACGCUGCUAUACUCUGCUACAGUUCAAAGACAAUCAGUGAUUUGCAAAGCAAUGCGGUGU